Molecule: messenger RNA, 357 nt
Organism: Emiliania huxleyi CCMP1516
Lineage: Eukaryota; Haptophyta; Isochrysidales; Noelaerhabdaceae
Exons: 2
Molecular function (GO): metal ion binding; lactoylglutathione lyase activity
Source: RefSeq, a predicted model, not a curated record
GGCAUCACCCACGUGGCGGUACUCGUCGGUGAUGCAGCCGCGGCGAGGAGAUUCUACACGGGCGUACUCGGCAUGGCGGUCGAUUCCGAGUCGUGCGAAGCUCUCGGCGCGCGUGGCGCGAGCGCAGCGUGCGUGCGCGUGGGCGAGCAGACGAUCCAGCUGCUGGAGCUGCCCAACCCGGACCCGACGGAUGGCAGGCCCGUCCACGCCGGACGAGACCGCCACGUCGCCAUCACGCUGCACGACCUCGCGCCGCUCAAGGCGUCGCUCGAGGCGAACGAGGUGCCAUACACGAUGAGCUACUCGGGCCGACAGGCGCUCUUCACGCGCGACGCGUACGGCAACGGCUGGGAGUUU